Messenger RNA from Saitoella complicata NRRL Y-17804, 2607 nucleotides. RefSeq lists its product as uncharacterized. The transcript has 2 exons. Lineage: Eukaryota; Fungi; Ascomycota; Saitoellomycetes; Saitoellales; Saitoellaceae. Gene Ontology annotation, molecular function: microtubule minus-end binding; gamma-tubulin binding. The record is from RefSeq and is a predicted model, not a curated record. Gene Ontology annotation, cellular component: spindle pole; centrosome; gamma-tubulin complex. Gene Ontology annotation, biological process: mitotic cell cycle; spindle assembly; meiotic cell cycle. Bases 1 to 2607 code for a protein of 868 amino acids.
AUGCCGAAUCGACACGGUAGGAGCCGUUUGGUCGAUGCCCUCGUUAGCAAUAUCACAGGGUUGGACGUGACGGAGCCGGUCUUCUCGCGUCUGCAGCAUAUAGCCGCUGAGCAGCUACGAACCCUGUACCUCAGCGCGGACCCAUUCAAUGUCGAAGAGAAGUUACAGGGCCAUGUCGAAAAGUUUCGUGUCCUUUACCAACAAGACCGCGGAGAUGCACUCGAAUCAUGCUUGGGCGAGUUGAAGGAGAAGAAUUCCGACAGGACUGCAUUUGUCGACAUCCUUGCUCUUCUUCUUCAUUUGUCAAACAAGCCGCUAGAGGGCGACGUGGCGUGCGACGGUCCUCCGGUCGAAGAAGAUGUUGAACUUCCACCGCUUACGUGGGAUCAAAUCGUAGCGGAUGACCCAAUCGAAGGAGACCAUUGGCAGGUCAACACAUUCCGACAUCUUGGGAAGGAUCAGGGUGUGUAUGCUAGUGAUUCUGAGGAAGAGGAGCUUCCACCGCCAAGAAUACCACGGUGGGAGACUGCCCAGCGACCAGUUGCGCGGAGAAUACGCGUUGAUGAUAGCCUGGCAGAGGAUUUAGCUUCAAACCAGUACUUCGACGAAGACAGGCUGGUGCUGACGGAGUUGGAAGCUAUCCGUGAAGUACUGCUGGUAUUGAAGACGGGCGUCUCAGGUUACCUCUUUCUACAGACCAAGCGUGGAAUAAGCGUCAGGAGCAACUUCCGGUUACACCAUACUACGCCUGAACUUUUGGAGAGCGUUCUUGGUUGGCUCGCGGAGCAAGUAAGUGCUGUUCUCGUUCUUCGCAAGUUCGCUGCUCAAGCACGAGGUGAAACUAUCACUCUUGAGGCAUUUGCUGCUACUGUCAGUGAUGAGCUUCAUGCUCUUGAUCUUCUCGUAGUAGACAUCGAGCUCGAGCUGCUAAACAUUAAAGCAUCGGAAACGGUGUAUGCGACUCUAUUGGGCCUCAAGAUGCGCCUGGAACCUCAAUUCGAGCGCCUCAGCGUGAGUGUGAAACUCGUCAAAGACGUACUCAAUAGACCGUAUCAGAAUCCAAGACAAAAGCUAUGUCAGCUGCUGUCUGACCUCUAUGAUAUUGCUUGCCGAGCAGACAUGACUGCUAACCAAGCGGAUUUUGACGCUUGUUGGGCAUUGUUUAUGCCUACGCUCCGGGUUUACUUGGAGCAGUUGGCGAUGUGGUGUAACAAGGGUGAGCUACCAGGUUCAGAUCGUUCUGACUUCUUCGUUGAGCAGACGAAAGAUGGUUCUGAGGAAGGUGUGUAUGUUAUGAUGCACCAUGAGGGGAGUGCAGAUAUCAUGGUCCCAGAUUUCGCAAGACAAAUCGCUGAGAAGGCCUUCAAGAUUGGGAAAGGGGUCAACUUCCUCAAGAGAUUGGGGCAAGCAGUUGGCGCCGCAGACAUCCUUGUGUUUGAUAUCAUGCCAGAGCUAGAGGCUCUGAAAGCAGCACACCGUCACGAGCCUUUGGAGCUUGCUGUAGGAAUUGCCCUAGAUACGUGGGUAUCCGAAGCUUAUGACAAGACGAAGACGGUGCUACGGGCCCUACUGAUCGACAAGCUCGGUCUCUGGAAUCACCUGCACGCGAUGGAAGCAUUGUACUUUCACCGUGGUGGUCUGGCUAUAUACAACUUCACGCUUGGUUUAUUUGAUAAGAUGGAUAGAGGGCAGCAGCUUGACCGGCAUAUCCUGACACGACUUGUACGGUCUGCGUUGCAGGAUGCACCGGUGGCUGGGUUGGCCCCCGAGCGCAUCACCGCAGUUAUGAAUAAGCGAGGCUUGGGCGUCACGAUUCGCAGAAAUGUUACGUCUUUGUCCGCGAUCUCAGUGGACUACCAGUUACCACCGUUGCUGACGCAUAUCUUCACCCCUGCUGCCUUUGAGGGAUACAAGAAGAUCUUCAUGUUCUUGACGCAGUUACAGCGGUCGAAGUAUCUCCUUGGGCGACUAUCACUUAUCAAAGAAACUGAUCUGGUUGGGACCGCUCUUGACCCGAAGUCUCAGUCUGCGUUCUAUGGACUGCGUCUGAAGUUGUUCUGGUUCACGAGUGUGAUGCUACAUCAUCUAUCCGUACUGGUACUGGAGCUGCGAAUGACGAAGCUUCACCAAGCGAUGGAAGAAGCUGGCGAUAUGGACGAAAUGUGCAGGGCACAUUCUGCGUUCAUGAAGGUCGUCACGGAAGAGUGUUUCCUGAGUGAGAAGAUGCGACCAUUGUAUCAAGCUAUUACCUCGAUCCUGAACAUUUCUGUCACACUGGCGGAUUCAUACAUGGUUUACACGGGGGAGACGACAAUGAACGCAUCUAGUCGUUCAAUAAGAUCGAUAUCCAAGAGACGGCGGAGACGCAGGCCGUCGGAUGCUACGUCUGACGAGAGUGGGUCGUCGAAUGACGAGUAUGCCGAUGCGUCCACCUAUAUUUCAUUUGCCGAGGAGAGCUGGGCGACGAAGCUGGAGAAAAUGCACGCGUCAUUUGAGAGGCACUUUCCGUUCCUGCAAAGUGGAGUGGCAGGUUUAGCAAGAAUCAGCACGACCAUGUUUGGAAUGCUUUCAGAGUCCCUUGACAGAAGCGGAGAGCAGAGAAUAUGA